UCUGACUUCCUAUUUGUUGGAAACAUAACAAAUCAUGAGAAUAUUAACUUUUCACUUCAUUCUACAGAGCUUAGGGAGGAGGAUUUGGAUAGCAGUAACAUAGUGUUUCUAGGACCGUUUUCUGACAGUGAGCCACAGAUUUUGGAUGAUACUUUGCCAAUAUCCCCUCAAUCCACAUCAUCCUCCAAGGCAGUGAAGAAGAUGCUGAUAGUUCACAGAGGACAGGUACUUCCUGAGCUCAUAGCACAUUUCUGUGAUGACGGACUUUUAGAUAAAGAUUUCAAAAUCCAGCUUGUACUGCCAGAUGGAACACCUGAGAUGGGUUAUGAUGACGGAGGAGUCGUUAGAGACUGUCUUUCUGAAUUCUGGAAAGAUUUCUAUGACCAGUGUACUACAGGAAACACUUAUAAAGUGCCUUUUCUGAGACAUGAUUAUGGACAGCAGCAGUGGGAGAGUGUAGGCCGAAUAAUUGCUUUUGGAUGGACAAGAGAGAAAUAUCUUCCUAUGAAGAUUGCACCUGUCAUACUAGAGCAAGCAGCCUUUGGACAGGUUAAAAGUGAGGUGGUGGAGAAUUUCCUUAAGUGCAUGUCUGAAUCUGAGCGCUUUGUGUUUCAGUCAUGGCAGUCAGACUUCAGCAGUGUUGACAAAGAGGAAUUGAUAGAGAUUCUUGAUAACCGCAGUUGCAGACGAAUGCCCACUGCCAGCAAUGUAAACGAAAUCCUCCAGGAGCUUGCACACAAAACACUUGUCCAAGAGCCUGCUUAUGUUAUUGAACAGUGGGCCAAAACACUCAGUAUCAUCGGGAACAGCUUCCAGGACCUUUCUUCAGUGUGUGAAAACUUGCAACCAAAUGCAAGAAAAGUUUUGAAGUCCAUUGUCUUUCCUGAGGAAAUGAAUGUCCAUCAGAAGGACAUUCAAAAGUACGUUAGCACGUAUAUCAGGAAUGCAGAUUUGCAGCAUCUGUCCUUGUUUCUAAGGUUCUGCACAGGUUCAGACCUGUUCCUGGAUAAGAACAUUCUUAUUGAUUUCACAAAGAUUCAAGGGUUUCUCAGAAGACCUGUGGCUCACACAUGUGGCUGUGUCCUUGAGCUGUCAAUCUAUUAUGAUAGCUAUCCAGAUUUCAGUGCUGAAAUGAACAAGGUUUUGGAGUCUAAUGUAUGGGUCAUGGACAUUAUUUAGUUUUGAAAGUGGUGGAGGUAGAGGGUGGAGUUCCACGGUUGUGGAACUCAGAAAAAAAAGGACUUAAGGUGGCUAUUUAAAGUAACAAGUUGCCUAUCAAGAUCUAAGUAGAUGUUUUAAGGAUUUUCCCCAAAAUUUCCUUGUCAGGGUUUAAGGUUUUAGAGAUAACUUUUUACCUGAGUAAUUUCCAAACUUUCUCCAGAUGUAAUAAAACGGGAUCAACUGUUUGUGAUAGGUAAAUGUUGGUUUGUGCAGCACAGCUGUUGGUUUGUUUAAGGGUAGGUUGUCAAAACUCAACAAGGGAGAUAUUCUACCACACAUGCACAAGUUCUGCAUAUCUGUUAACUGUCAGGGGAGCAGUCAAAAUUCUAUCUCUGGAAAGCCAUGAUGCCAUACAACAAAAUGUAGCUGACUUUUGUUAUGCCAUAAUUAACAUGUUAAUUGUUAGCUGACAUAAUAAAUCAUAAGAGGUAAAGUGAAAAUUACUGUAGGAAGUAUUUAGAAGUUCACAGCCAAAAUAAACAAAAAUAGGAACUGUUUAUUGUUAUUGUAUCUUUUUAUGAGACACAACUAUGUUGACAGUUGUACUUGUUACAUUGCAUCCAUAUUCAUAAUAAAAUCGUUUUCUAAUUUCUUUUUCUUUUUUGCACAUUGGAUUUCUUUUGUGGAAGGUUAUGAAAAGAGUCUUUUUGUUUUACUGGACACAACUUGGUAAAUUUCUUUAUCUUAAACUUAUUAAAUGCACUAUACACCAAGGCAAAUUUUUUUUUAAGCAUUUGUGAUUUAUAUUUGGGGAUGACAAAGUAAUGGAUUGUUCUUUGUUGACAGAAUACAAAAUAAAUACAUUUUGAAUAAAGUUUAGAGCCUGUUUAUGAUUUGCUGUUGCACUGUAAAUAAAUUGAUUGGCCAUAAUACUGAAAAACAUGUAUAUGUCAAGAGUAAAGACAACAUUUGUACUCUUAUCAAAUUAAUACCAACUGCAAACAAUAGCAUAUUGGUUAUCUGUUACUAAUAACAUGAUUAAAACAUUGCUUCUACAUGUAAUACUCCUGUCCAUAUAUCAACAGUUUCCCUGAACAAGUAAGGCUAAGAAAACAGAGAGCCUGCAAAUGUUGGUACUAUUUAGUACUGUUUUGAACAGGAGGCUAGUAUUUUCCAUUAAUAAAUAAGAUUAAACACAUAGAAAUUAAUAAAUUGACCUUGACCACAACAUUGAAGGAAACUAAAAUGUUUAGUCUUUUUAGGUAAACCAUGGAAACAAAUUGUAACUCAGUCAUGCCUUUUAGUUUUACAAUCAGUGUUUACACAGGACAUAUAGACAUAAUAUCUGACUUGUUAGAUGUUUUGUGGACCUGGGUGAUUUAGAGAAACUAUUCCCUCAGCCCGUCACUGAUCAUUUGACGGAGUCUUACAUAAAGAUUAGUAAUUUCAUACACAUCAUCUGUCAUUACCAGUCUGUGCUCAGUCAUGAGUUCAGUGCAUAAGUGAAAUACAUCAACAUCACAGGGAAAGUCCUUGAAACGACAUUCUUCUAUACAUAUUUCCAGCUUUGUUAGAUUAGCAGACUGUAAAAAGUUUGGAACCCCGUACAGGUUGGGAACACCAUGCAUUAAUGUGGGACGACCAGGAGGAGCCCCAGGAUUAUUUGUAGAUCGUAUACGAUGGUCAUUCCAUGUAUGGACAACUUGAUCCAGCUCCACCUGUUUGAUAAAAAAAAAA
Molecule: messenger RNA, 2898 nt
Organism: Xiphophorus couchianus (Monterrey platyfish)
Lineage: Eukaryota; Metazoa; Chordata; Actinopteri; Cyprinodontiformes; Poeciliidae
Exons: 2
Coding region: 202-1179 (325 amino acids)
Molecular function (GO): ubiquitin-protein transferase activity
Source: RefSeq, a predicted model, not a curated record